This is a messenger RNA of Triplophysa rosa, 606 nucleotides long. It is a transcript of the gene dnajc19, whose product is annotated as DnaJ (Hsp40) homolog, subfamily C, member 19. The transcript is spliced from 6 exons. NCBI's taxonomy places the organism in Eukaryota, Metazoa, Chordata, Actinopteri, Cypriniformes, Nemacheilidae. Gene Ontology annotation, molecular function: ATPase activator activity. Gene Ontology annotation, cellular component: PAM complex, Tim23 associated import motor. Gene Ontology annotation, biological process: protein import into mitochondrial matrix. The record is from RefSeq and is a predicted model, not a curated record. The coding region runs from base 133 to 480 and encodes 115 amino acids.
UUGCGACAGGUCGCUGUCUGAAGUUCAGAAGUCACCAUAACAACAGCACAUGAUCCUGACAUUCAGCACUGAGUUAUGAUAUAAUAAAGACAUGAUUGCAGGCGAUCAAAUAGCAGAUUUGUAGCAGAUAAAAUGACUAGUACCAUGGUGGCCGUGGGCCUUACCCUGGCAGCAGCAGGGUUUGCAGGUCGCUAUGCAAUGCAGGCUAUGAAACAUAUGGAGCCACAAGUGAAACAAGCUCUGGAAGCAUCCAAAUCUGCAUUUGGUAGCGGAUACUACAGAGGGGGGUUUGAACCAAAGAUGAACAGGAGAGAAGCGUCCCUUAUUCUUGGUGUCAGUCCUACUGCUAACAAAAACAAGAUCAGAGAGGCACACAGAAAACUAAUGAUUUUAAACCAUCCUGACCGAGGUGGAUCACCGUAUCUCGCAGCAAAAAUAAACGAGGCUAAAGAUUUAUUUGAUGGACAAUCAAAGAAAUAGUCUUUCAUGACAUGGCCGAUGCACAUGAAUUCUUACAUAAGGAUUAAAUACAGUACCCUGUUGUUGUAUGAUGAAAGAUUUUUGCAUGACAGUGUGAAUAGCAAUAAUUAAAUUAAAUAUUACAAU